Messenger RNA from Salpingoeca rosetta, 3609 nucleotides. RefSeq lists its product as uncharacterized. The record is from RefSeq and is a predicted model, not a curated record. Lineage: Eukaryota; Choanoflagellata; Craspedida; Salpingoecidae. The transcript is spliced from 2 exons. Bases 362 to 3589 code for a protein of 1075 amino acids.
AGAGCGCAUGACUGACAUGAAGUGAACAACAAGAUCGGGAUGUCAGACCAGACACCACAUUCGCGAACAACUAAUCGCACACAGCAUGCAGCAGGCGUUCUUCGUUCACUCAAAGAUUGACUGGAGUUCUGGAGUUGUGCCCUUAUACGCUCUUGAGUAAGCAACCCCCCUCCCCAAAGACCGCUUUAACGCUCGAACUCCCAAGACUGCGAUUCCCCUGUCCUCACAACCAGCAAGAGUCAGCCAAACCCCUCAAGUCAACCGCGGCUCAAGUUUGGAAAUAAGACAACCAAACUACAAAACAAGCACAUCACCGGGGGGCCACCGAUUGCACGGCACGACAACAGUCACAAGCGACGCCAUGGAACGAGAGCUGGACGAUGGUGACACGAAGCGACACAUGGCCCUGCUUGUGAGCGGCAUGACCGAAGCGUUUGCGGCACUCGAGGCGCAGGUACCUCCCGAACACAUCGAGACGCUUGCGCGUCUUAUUGUCGUCAGCAUGAGCGGGCCGCAUCGCGUGUACCACUCGUCACACCAUGUGUUUGCGGUUGUCCCCGAGGACGCCGCCUCAGACCCACUGGCAUACCUAGCAGCAGCCUUUCACGACGUGGUCUACCUUCAAGUGGACGAUGGCAUCGCACCGUGCUUUCUGCCUAUCCUCCACCGCGCACGGCUCCUGCCUUUGCCCUCAGAGGAGGCAACAGCGCGUUCGCAGGCGCAGGGUGCCGGCCAGGACGAUACCACGCUGCAACAACAACGACAACAAGAACAAGAAGAACAAGAACGAGAAGACGAGGCCGACGAGGAUGAGGAGCGCUUGGGCAAGCGCGACCAAAACCACGCCGCCGAUACUGCAACCGACAUCACCAAGGAGACCGGUCAUCAUGAUCCCCAAGUUCAGCAGAUCGUCGACAGCCCACGCUUGAUGGCGGAUGCGACAGGCCGGUAUGACAAGCGACGGGAGGCACUGCGCCGCCCGUGUGAGCUUGCCCUCCUCGCCGACACUCUGGUUGAGUACGAGCACCCGUGGCAGCCUUGCCGUCGCCGCCGCCGCUACCGCCGCCACGCUAGGCUUAACAGCAUGGACAGCAACACCAGUUGUGCCUCGAGCUCAACUCAAGCCUCGGACCUCUCCUUCUUCCCUCCUUCCCCCUCCUCCCCUUUGCCCCUGUCCACGACAUCAUCACCACUGUUGACACCCUCCGCCCCGUCGCCGCCGCUGCAGGCUGCAACGGAUUCCCGACGUGAGCACAGAGAGCGUGCCGUGGAUGCUGCCGGCAUCAGCUGCACGCGUGCUGAUCCAGUCUUACCCACAGGCGCAGCAGAGGUGCUUUCUUGGUGGCACGAGGAUGACGACUGUUCUUGCGGCUGCAGCCCUCGUGGCAAGGAGGGCAAAGGCGAUGAGAAAGGCUGGGGCUUGGCUGGUGCGAAGAACCCUCGCAGGAGCAACGGCAGCAACAACGACAGCGGCAACGACAGCGGAAAUGACAGCAGUGGUUACAGUCGCCACCAGCACUGUGUGUGGUCGUCCUCCUGUGACUGCGCGAUGGCCCAAGCGGCGGCAGCAGCAGAAGACCUGUGUGAGAGACGGGCACGGGCACAACUGUUGUGCUAUCGCCUCUUCGGACACUCGUCUGGGGAGCUGCUGCCGUUCGAGAUUGGUGCACAGGGCCUGAACGAGUUUCUGAGCUGCGUGGUUGCAAUGGACAUGCUCGCGCCCUGGCUGACAGAGGUGCAGCUCCUGUACGUGUGCACAUGCAUCGAGGCCACCAUUCCUUUCCGGGUGCAGGCAUCUGUUGAUCUCCUGUACGAGCGAUGCACGUCUGCACUCACAGAUGUGCUGCGAGCCGAACAUGAGUGUAACGGUUGGCGGUAUGACCAACAGCCACAGCGGCAGCCGCAGCGGCAGGAGAAGGAAGACAAGCAAGAGGAGCUGGGGCAGCAAGAGCCAAGGCAGCAGCAAAGGCAGCAGCGCCCCAGACACUUGUGGCAAAUGACGCAGCAAGAGCUGGUGGUGGCGUUCAGCAAGGUGUGCAGGGGCGGGAGCUGUAGGAGCUGUCACAGCUGCACCAGCUGCGACGAGGCUUGCACCUGCUGGUUGGAUACGGCAGCAAAGAUGCUGGGUGAGGAGGCGGUGGCGAUGGCCUGUGCAAUGGCCGCUCGAGACGUGAGCAACUUUGCUGCCGUUGACACGCGCAGUUUUGUGAUCAACACGUGGAAGUUGCUGCCAGAGCUCAACACCUCGCUCCGCGAUCGCCGCGGGUUCACGCUGAAGAACUGGAUGGCUGCACUCGCAGGCAACCUGAGCUACUUUGGAUUUCUACUCAGCAACCCGUUUCUUGUGUUCCCGCGGCAUGGCCAGUGUCGGAGCGACGACGAGCAAGCUGUCUUGCUCGCACGCACCUUCACCAACCUGUCGCGUGGGCGCGCCUACGUUGGCGCACGCUUCGUCACAGCCACCAUCAGCCACGCGCUGCUGACGUUGGCUGGUGUGGGCGUGGACACAACCCCUGCGUGGUCGCUGUUUCCAGGCGGUGUUGGCGGCGCUCUGCCUGAUUGCGGUGACGACGACGGUUCGGAUGGAUGGGCCAGUAAGAGUGGCAGUGAUAACGAUGAUGAUGAUGAUGAUGAUGAUGGUGAUGGUGAUGGUGAUGGUGAUGGUGAUGAUGAUGGUGAUGAUGAUGGUGAAGACGUGCUGCUUGAUAGUGAAGACAGUGGCGUGCAGCAUACCAACGGCAAUGACUUUGAUGGCGACCGCCGGCGUGCUGGCAGCUACGCACCACAUCAGCCACACUUGUUGCCUGAAGCAGUGGAGAGUAAGGGCAACAUCUCUUGUAAACAAGGAGACGCUGGGGCAGCAAACAGCCAAAAUCAGCAGCUCAGUGACAGCACCGACACGCCGUUUGAUUUUUGCAACGAGCGUGCACCCGUGUGCGAGUACGUGGACGCCCUGCUGCGGUUUGGCUUUAACAGCCCUGACACGUGUAACCUUGAUCAGCCGGCGUGCGAGGCAUCGUUGCGAGUGUACCGGGAGCUGCUGAAGCAGCACGCGGGGCAAGCGUUGGCACCUGAUGCCAGCUGCGUUGAGCUGUGUGUGCACAAGUGCUUGGCGUAUCACCGGGGCGAGUUGGGUGCAGAGAGCUUCCUCCGCGGCAUUCCCGUGGACGUGGUUGAUGUGGUUGCCGAGCACGCGUUGGCGGGCGUGCUGUCUGACGAACAGGACGACGAGGUUGCACUGUUUAUUGAAUCGCUGCCACCAACAUCAACUACAGCAGCUGUGCCCGCCAGCGCACAGGAGCAGAGCACGGUGGCAUCACCAGGCGGAAGGAGACUGAGCCCAACAGGCAAAGUGACCCUUCGUGCUACGCGGCGCAUGCUGCGGCGUCGCCGGCAGGUGUCUGCGUUGAUCAGGAAUGGCACGACGUCCCUUCCUGCAACAGACCCGGUCACGUUCUCCGAAGGGUGGCCCGCACCAUCACCUUCCAUAUCCGCUGUCGUGCUGCAGCGCGCACUCAGUGCCAGACGCCGCGGCCGCACACGCUCGACCACCACCUCGCUCCAUGCAGUCGAAGCGAGUGUCGCGUAGUGUUGUGCACUUGCAAUGUG